AUGGAUUCUUACAGGAAAUAUGCAGCUGUCAUUCUGGCCAUGCUGUCUGUGUUUCUGCAUAUUCUCCAUUCCUUCCCUGAUGGAGAGUUUACAAUGCAAGGUUGUCCAGAAUGCAGGCUAAAGGAAAACAAAUACUUCUCCAAACUGGGUGCCCCAAUCUAUCAGUGCAUGGGCUGCUGCUUCUCUAGAGCAUAUCCCACACCAGCAAGGUCCAAGAAGACAGUGUUCGUACCAAAGAACAUCACCUCAGAAGCCACAUGCUGUGUGGCCAAAGCAUUUAUCAAGGUGAGCACUUAA
This is a messenger RNA of Erinaceus europaeus (western European hedgehog), 297 nucleotides long. Its product is annotated as glycoprotein hormones alpha chain-like. Gene Ontology annotation, biological process: positive regulation of steroid biosynthetic process; thyroid hormone generation. Bases 1 to 297 code for a protein of 98 amino acids. Gene Ontology annotation, molecular function: follicle-stimulating hormone activity. Lineage: Eukaryota; Metazoa; Chordata; Mammalia; Eulipotyphla; Erinaceidae. The transcript has 2 exons. Gene Ontology annotation, cellular component: follicle-stimulating hormone complex; extracellular region. The record is from RefSeq and is a predicted model, not a curated record.